UAUUAUGAGUACUGUUAAUUUGGGUUUAUUAAAACCAGAUGGUCUACCAUUACACCAACAACAGUAUCAACAACAACAACAACAGCAACAACAACAAUCACAACAACAACAGGGAACUAAUACUAAUACAGGUGGUAAUAAUCGUAAUUCCGGUAGUAAUAUAGGAAAUAAUAAUAGUGGUAACAGUGGUGGUAUUGGUGGCAAUAAUAUUAAUAAUAUAAAUAUUAAUAGCCCAAAUGUUGGUAUCAAUAAUAUUAAUAGUGGUUCAACAACAACUUUUACAAAUGGUGGAGCAUAUACAAGUUUAAAUGAUGAUCCACAAAAUAAACCAUUACCAGCAAUUGUUUAUAUUCAUGGUGAAUCAUAUGAAUGGAAUUCAGGAAAUCCGUAUGAUGGUUCUGUAUUAGCUGCACAUGGUAAUGUUAUUGUUGUAACAUUAAAUUUCCGGUUAGGUGUAUUAGGAUUCCUAAAAACUGGUGGUAAAACAAGUGCUCAAGGGAAUUUUGGUCUUAUGGAUUUGGUUGCUGGAUUACAUUGGUUACGUGAAAAUUUACCAGCAUUUGGUGGUGAUCCAAAAAAAGUCACGGUUAUGGGUCAUGGAACUGGUGCUGCAUUAGCAAAUAUUUUAAUAGUAUCACCUGUUGCAAGUGAUUUGAUUCAUAGAGCAAUUCUAUUAAGUGGAUCAGCAUUAUCACCCUGGGCCAUACAAAAAGAUCCAUUAUUAGUUAAACGUAGAGUUGCUGAACAUACAGGAUGUCAUGGCGAUUUAUUAGUUGAUGAUUUAGCACCAUGUUUACGAACAAAAAGUAUUGAUGAAUUACUUCAAAUAAAAAUUGAUCAGCCAAGGUUCUUACCAGGAUUUGCUCCAUUUAUUGAUGGAACUGUAAUUGCACAUUCAUCAGCGAGCUUAACCAGACCGCUAACAUUACCAGUUGGUUCAGCAAUUUCAAGCACAUCUGGUUUAGAAUUUGCUGAUUUCCCAGAACGUGAAUUAAUAUUUGGUUUAACAUCAAUUGAAUCAUAUUUAGAUUUAUCAGCACAGGAUUUAGAAUUUGGUUUUAAUGAGACACGACGUGAUCGCAUAUUACGAACAUUUGUUCGUAACGUAUAUCACUAUCAUUUAAAUGAAAUUUUUUCAGUAUUAAAGAACGAAUAUACUGAUUGGGAGAAAACAUAUCGUAGUCCUUUAACAUCUAGGGAUGCAACAUUAGAAUUUCUUAGUGAUGGUCAUACUGUAGCACCACUUAUUCGUUUAGGUUAUUUACAUAGUAUACGCGGUGGAAGAACAUAUUUUUUACAUUUUCGUCAUCAAUCUGGUGAAAGAGAAUUCCCUCAGCGUUCGGGAUCUCUACAUGGUGAAGAUGUACCAUAUUGGUUUGGACUUCCAAUUUCAUCAUUAUUUCCAUAUAAUUAUACAAAACAAGACAUUAAGCAGAGUAAAAUUCUAAUACGUUAUCUUUCAAAUUUUGCUCAAACUGGAAAUCCAAAUGAGAAUACAAUCGGUCCAAUAGACAUAUCUCAUAAUAUUUUGCAUGGUAAUAAAGCAUCAAAAUUUUUAGAGUCAUCAUCUUUAACAUUAUCGUCAUCGAUGAUGAAUGCAUCUAAAAUAAUACAAUUUCCAAUAGCACCAACAUCGGCAAAAAUAUUAAAAGAAUCAACAACAAAAUCAGGAUUCAAUCAAAAUGCUAUUGAUAAACCAAAUCCUACAAUUAAUUCUAGAUCAACAACGACAACAUUAGUUAAACAUCAUGAUGAUCAAUAUUUUAAACAACAAUAUCAUCAUUUAACACCAUUUCAAUCGGAAGAACCAAGAUCAUCAGCAUCAUUGACAACAUUAAUUAAUGAUGGAACUGUUAUAACUCCAACAUUACAACAUCCGCCAUCACCAUCAUCAUCAGCAACACUUGCAUACUAUCAAAGUCAUUCUUCGAUACCAAAAAAUUUAAAUCAAUCUAAUGCUAAUACUUCCUAUAUUUUCAAUAACAAUUUCAAUACAUAUAGGAUUUUAAAUCAAAGUUCUUCUUUAAUUUCAAAUCAAUUAAAAAAUACAUUGUUUGUAAAUAAUAAUGAUAAUCAACAAUUAUCAAGAACGUCUUCCUUAGUUAUGGGAACUUUAGCAACAAAUAGUAUAGCUAGUACUAGAUCAACAUCAAGAUCAAAACGUCAUGUAACAUUCUUUCAAUCAUUUUCAAAUAAAGUAUUUAAAAGAAGAAAGCGAAAAACAACAAAACAUUCAAAACGAAAAAAAUUAAAUGGUAUCAAUGGUAAUUUUACUCCUAUUGAAUUAGUUGGUACCAUUAAUGGUAGUUAUAAUAAUAAUAGUUUUUUACGUAAACGUUAUCCAAUAAUUUUACGUUCCGGUAUGAAAACAACAAAUAUUAAUGGGAAAUAUGAUAAACCGGUACGACACAAUAAUAUAAAUGUACAAAGCGAUCAAGGUGAUUUCGAUGAUGAUGAAGAUGGUGAUGAUGAUAAUCAUGAUGGUGAUGACGAAGAUGAUGAUGAAGAUGAAAAUGAUGAAGAUGACUUUGGUCGUAGUAAUCGUAAUGGUGGUAAUGUUGGUGAAAAUAAUAUAAAUAAUAACAACAACAACAAUAAUAAUAACGGUAAAAAUGAUAUUGAUAAUUUUGAUGAUGAUAUUAAUGGUAAGGGUAACAAAAAUGAGAAAUAUGAUCGUUUUACUGAUGAUAUCAGCGAUUAUCAUUUACCAUUUUGGGAUACAUACGAUACUAUCAAUCAGCUUUAUUUAGAUUUGGGAAAUAAGGUUGAAAUACGAAAUCAUUAUCGUGGUCAUAAACUUUCAAUGUGGUUAAACUUAAUACCGCAAUUACAUUCACCAGGUAAUUUAAAUGAUUUACCAAUGCGACAUCAUCAUUUCGCAGAGGAUAGUGCACAAUAUUAUGAUGGAAUCAUAAGACCACAAAUAACACAGAGGCCAUUUUAUGCAAAAUCAAAUACACCAACACCUCAAUUUACAACAACAAUUAAUCCAACAUUAACUACAACCGAAUGCAUAUUAAAUGCAACAGUAGUUCCAACAAUUGCAGCAACACGACCAUUAAAUCAUCAGCAAAAUGGAAGUGUUAAUUCAAUAAUGAAUGAUGCAAAAUCGGAAGAAAAUAAUGAUUUAUUGCAUCGUAUUACAAAUUCACAAAAUCAAAGUUAUACGACAGCUUUAGUUAUAACAAUUUCAGUUGGUUGCUUUCUUUUAUUAUUGAAUUUAUUGAUAUUUGCUGGUAUUUAUUAUCAAAGAGAACGAAGAAUUUCAUAUAUUAAACAGAAAGAGGAACUUCGUAAAGCAGAACGUUGUGCAUCACCGAUUUUAAUUUCUGAAAAAGUAGAUAGACCAAGUUGUUCCGGUGAUAUGGGUAAAAGUAGUAGAAAAUCAUCAUUACAAAGUUUAACUGGAUUCAAUUCAAGUGGUAGUUUUGGUGAAUAUAGUUGUUAUGAUGAGAAAAUUCAAUGUAAAGAAAAACAUGCAUUAGCUGAUAUAUGUAGUGUUGAAUUACCAUUAAAAGAAUUUAAAAGUUCUUCACCAAAUUCAUCGAAUACCGGCAGUUUACGGCGUAAUGCAACUAUGAGUCCUCAACAACAACUGCAACAGCAACAACAAAAUCAACAACAACAACAACAACAGCAGCAGCAGCAACAACAACAACAACCAAGUGGCCUUCUUAUAUAUCCACCGUCUUAUCAUAACCCAAAUUUACAACAUCAUAGUUUAACACAAAAAGUUGUUUAUCCACCAGCUGUAGCUACGGCAGCUGCAGUUGCAGUCGUUGAACAAGCAGCUGUUGUACCACCAUCAUCUGAUCCAAAUACUGGUUUAGUAACAUACUCACAAUUUCAUAAACAAAUUCAACAACAUGUUCAUCAUCAACAUAGUCAUCAUCAGCAUAGUCAUAUGCAUCGACCAUUAUUACAAUUACAUACAAUGGGUGCUAGUACUGAUUCAACAACAUCAAAUCAAUUAGAACAAAUGAAUCAAUCAACACAAUCAGAACAAAAGGAUAUACAAAAUAUACAAGCGAAUACAAAUUGUGGUGGAAUUGAUGAAAAAACAGUUGUUGUAAUGGUAAGUGGUAAUGCAUCAACAAGCGGUGAUGGUCUUUUAAGUGCUGCAUCAAAUUCAGCACAAAAAAAAUUAGAAACCGGAUCAAAUUGUAGUGGAAGUAGUAGUAUAAGUACAAGUGUUGCUGGUAGCGGCCUAACAAUUACAUGUGAAAGUAAUGAAAAUGAAGAUAUUGAUAUACAAUUAAGUCCAGGUAUACCAGAACCACCACCACCACCAAAAUCAACAGCACCAUAUCAAGGUGGUAUAUUAAGACAACCGGGACCACCAACAACACCAGGCACAAAUAAAAAACGUGUUCAAAUUCAAGAAAUUUCUGUAUAAAUUUUUAAAAAAAUUUUAACAAAUUGAAUAUUAAAGUAUACAUAUAUGAAGAAAAUGGAGAAAAAAAAAUUGAUUUAAGUAACGCUAUAUCGAAAAUUUAAAAAAAAAAAUUGUAAUAAAAAAUUUAUAUACAAUUUAAUAUUGACAUAAUGUUAUAAUUAACUGAGCAAUUAAUUAAAUUGUUAAACUGGGAAAAUAAUAAUUUACUUGUAUUUUUUUUUCUAUAUUUUAAUUUUAAUUUAAAUAUUAUUUAUUUUAUUGUUAACAAUAAAUUUACUAUAUAUAUAUUAUAUUAAAAUUUAACACGUCAUCAUUUUUGUAAAAUUUUUUAUUUAUUUAAAUAAUUUUUCCAAUUUAUUAUAUUGAACUUAAUUGAACUUAUUUGAUUGGAUUUGAUUAAAAUGCAAAAAUUUAAUAUAUGAUUAAAAUUUUUCAAACAAUAUUCAUUAUAUUAUUAUAAUAAAUUAUAUUAGUCAGUCAGUUGAUUUUAUUAAUACCACAAAAACAAAAUCCUUAAAUACAAAUUGAAUUAAAUUAAAAUUACAGAAAACGUAAUAUUAUUAAGCUAAUCAGGUUUUUAACUCAUUUCUGCCUAAAUAUACAAUUUUUGUCCAAAUAUUAAUAUUGUGGUAAUGCUCCUUUAAUGCUCAUUUCGGCUUAUAAACACAAUUUGGUGGAUUGUAUACUAGUAUAACGUUCAUGCAAAUUUGAGAAUCAUAUAAUUAAUUUUUGAAACUUUCAUCAAAAAUACUAAAGUUUCCUUGGAAUUACGGCAAAUUUUGGCAAAAUCUUUUGAAUCUUUUCAAUUUAUAAAAUUCAGUUUCGAACCUUAUAUCAAAUAACCUUUAGUAUAUUAAUAAUACUUUUUAAAUUAAAAUUAAUUCUUUCAGUGAAUUUCAAAUAUAUAAGGAUUACCCCCAAAAAUAUUGUGUAUAUUCUAAAUUUCAUUAUUAUAAAGGACAACUAAACUAAAUAGUUAAAAUUCAAUUACAUAAUGUUGAA
Molecule: messenger RNA, 5398 nt
Organism: Condylostylus longicornis
Lineage: Eukaryota; Metazoa; Arthropoda; Insecta; Diptera; Dolichopodidae
Exons: 12
Coding region: 5-4396 (1463 amino acids)
Biological process (GO): synaptic vesicle endocytosis; presynaptic membrane assembly; postsynaptic membrane assembly
Cellular component (GO): synapse; postsynaptic membrane; cell surface
Molecular function (GO): neurexin family protein binding; signaling receptor activity
Source: RefSeq, a predicted model, not a curated record